Eruca vesicaria subsp. sativa (arugula) is the source of this 1192-nucleotide messenger RNA. The record is from the annotation of a GenBank genome assembly. NCBI's taxonomy places the organism in Eukaryota, Viridiplantae, Streptophyta, Magnoliopsida, Brassicales, Brassicaceae.
CCGAGCGACGCUUUGUGUUUAGUAUACAAGAGAGAGCGGAAGAGGUGAAGCCAAAGAAAAACUCAGUAUCAAAUCUCAAAAGUCCCAAAGAGUAAAACCCUAAAAAAAAAAGUGAUGAGUGGGAAACUAAGUAAGUUUGAAGAUCCGCCGAGUGCAUCUUCAAGCGAUGAAGAAGAAGACGAAGAUGAUGCCGCUGCCAACUCUUCCUCUGAAGAAGAAGAAGAAACCGAUUCUGAAUCCGAAGCAGAGCCUGUCCCGAGUCCACCUGUGAAACCUCCAGCAGAUUCCAAAAAGGUCGAAACUUCCUCCAAGACCGAGACCAAGAAGCGAUCUAGUGAGACAGAUAAAGGCGAAGCCAAGAGGGUCAAGAGGGUUUCAGGAGAAGAUGAGAAAAAGAGUACUGAGACUAAGAAAACCUGUUUCCAAAGAGUUUGGACUGAGGAAGACGAGAUUGCGGUUUUGCAAGGGAUUAUCGACUUCAAAAACCAAACUGGGUCGAGCCCUUAUGAUGACAAGAACGCGCUUUACGAUCUCGUGAAGAAAUCUGUAAGCUUUGAUGUUACUAAAACUCAGUUCUUGGAGAAGAUUAGGGCUUUGAAGAAGAAGUUUGAUAACAAUCUUGGUAGAGGCAAGAAGAAAGGAAAGGAUCCGUCUUUUUCCAAAGAUCAUGAUCGCAAGGCUUUUGAUUUGGCUAAGUUGGUUUGGGGAGAUAAUGGAAUCAUGGCGCUUGAGUCAUCAUCAGCGGGAAAGAAGUUGAAGAAAGUUGAGCCUUCUGUGAAGAAGCAGAAGCAAGAGGAGCCUGUUGUGAAGAAGCAAGAGGAGCCUGCUGUGAUGAAGCAAGAGUUUUUUUCCGUUGUUGAAUUGGUAACUCGUUUUGGUGUGGAUGAUCUUGCUGCUAAACAAGGUUGGAGUAGGCUUUCUGCAGAGGAUAAGGAGAGAUUUGAGGAGCAAUGGAAAGUGUUGCAGCUUAAGGAAUUCAGGUUGUACUCUCAGAAGAGCGGUUUCAUUCAUGAAGUGGUAACAAAAAUGGCUGAAAAUUCUUAAGAUUUAUGUUUUGUUGCUUUUGUUUCUGUCUCUUUUGCUUGUACUGCCUUUGUGGUUUUGCUUUUUCUAGUGACUUUUCAAUAUUGAAGUGAAAUUUUAAAUUAAAAUGGGAGCAAUGUUGUUAUAAACAGAGCUUUUUUAAUUGUUG